AGAACAGCAGUGUCUCAGCCUACGGAGAGUCGUUUACGAUGCCGGAGUCUGAUAAACACGCAACUGUCGAAGAUGACGGCAACCAAUAUAUGUCUUGUAAGGGGAUCCUCGCGUACGCCGGGCAGCAGAGGGCGGUGGGCCAAGAGCCACAGUGUCUAGGCUUCAAGACGGCCUUGCCGCCGAACAUCAUAAUCACAGAGGAAGAUGUCGUACCGCCGCCUCCGGAGGACGCCAAGUUCUUCUUCAUCGGGGUCGGCGUGUCGGUCUACAACAAAGAGAUGCUCUCCAAUAACCGGCUCCCACUCGUGAACGGCUUCAGCCAGCUGGUGGUCUCAAAGGAGGAAGAAAGGGACAAAACGGACGCGCUUCAUAACGGCAGAAUAGGCGAGUACGAAGCGGCUGCCGCCGCCCGCCACCACGGCCGCGGAAACCGUCAGCCGCAGCCGCACACUGCGGCCGAAGCCUCGGCGCAGGGUGGGCGGCAGGGUGCAGCCGUACCGACAACGUUGAGCCAGCGUAGCGGGGUUGCCGGGGACGGUGUAGAAGAGAGGUCUUCCUCCACCACCGGCCGCAAGCAGGUGGAGGCGUUGAUGUCGUACGCGGUCGGGAGGAUACGGAAGCAGGUGGAGAUCACCAUGCAGGUGACGGACGAGCUGAAGAAGCUCACGCCGGGGAAGCUUCGGGAGGCGACCGUGGUGCAAGCGAACAAGGUGCAGGAGAUGCCCACGCUGUUGCUGGACACCUCGAAGAGGAUGGUUGACUCGGGGACCAAGUUCGUGCGGAAUUACCUCGAGGAGCAAGAGAGGAAGUGACGGGCGGUUCCCCUCUUCGAUGUUUGGGUUUUCCGACAGCAGAUGUGUGCGAGUUCGGAAUUUUGGCGGGCACUCGCGGUACAGCAGGGUUGCUGCAGCAGUGUUGUUCGUCUGUUUCACGGUAAUCGCACUUCGUACGUGUCGUGAUGUGUCUGGUUGAUUGUACAUACAUGUGCUUGAGCGACGUUUUCAGUAACAUAUUUCCGAUAGGUGUAGACAUAACCAACCCUCGUACGGAGGAAUUUUAUGUGCAUUGAAUUAAUACCAUCGACCGCACUAUCCGGCUGACCAAGGACAAAACGCGGGUCGGGUUGCGUUACGUGUGUGUGUUGGCGCCCUCUUCGCCCCCUCCUCCCUGGACCAUUUGCAAGGUGCCGACUUGUUGUGGUGGAGUGUUCUUUCAAGAAAUGACAAACACAUGACAAACGCGAGACGUGACUCGAGGGAGUGUGUUCUUUUGUUGCAGAUACAUGUUCAGGGAUGCCGUCCGCAACCUUUCAGGGGAGGACACCCAUGCCCUGGUGCGUAGUG
Messenger RNA from Ectocarpus sp. CCAP 1310/34, 1343 nucleotides. The record is from the annotation of a GenBank genome assembly. NCBI's taxonomy places the organism in Eukaryota, Phaeophyceae, Ectocarpales, Ectocarpaceae.